Molecule: messenger RNA, 2317 nt
Organism: Hippocampus zosterae (dwarf seahorse)
Lineage: Eukaryota; Metazoa; Chordata; Actinopteri; Syngnathiformes; Syngnathidae
Gene: tmem47
Product: transmembrane protein 47
Exons: 3
Coding region: 202-747 (181 amino acids)
Biological process (GO): cell-cell adhesion
Cellular component (GO): membrane; cell-cell junction
Source: RefSeq, a predicted model, not a curated record
CUUUUGCUCUCUUCAGUCAAGAGCACAAGUGGCAAGCGCGUCCUCCGGAGUCGGGCUAUAGGCACCGAGCAUCUCCCGAUUCUAACGACCAUAACACGUAGUUUUGACGGCAGAAUACCACGACUUGAACUCGUAUAUGUUUUGCAAGUCAGCACAACGAGCACUCCCAUGCUCUUUUUGAAGGACUAAGACACCUUAGUGAUGUCUUCAUCCGUGAGCGGGACAGAGGAGGUGCACGUGUCGGCGUUGACGCCCCUGAAGUUGGUGGGGCUGCUUUGCGUCUUCCUCGCCCUGUGCCUGGACGUGGGAGCCGUUCUGAGCCCGGCGUGGGUCACGGCGGACGACCAGUACUACCUGUCCUUAUGGGAGUCCUGCUGGAAGCCCGUUAGCUCGGCGGAGUGGUCCUGCAACAGCACGCUGGCUACGGACUGGCAGAUCGCCACGCUGGCCCUGUUGCUGGGAGGGGCCGCGCUAACCCUGCUAUCCGUUCUUGUGGCCCUCAUGUCCCUGUGCUGCAGUUCUAGAAGUCGCUGCUACAAGCCCGUGGCCAUCAUGCUCUUCUCUGCAGUGGUCCUCCAGACAUGCAGCCUAGUCUUGUUCCCCAUCAAGUUCAUUGAGGCAGUCACUCUGAGGGUGUACCACGAGUUCAACUGGGGGUACGGCCUGGGGUGGGGAUCCACCAUUUUCUCCUUUGGAGGGGCCAUCCUCUAUUGCCUCAAUUCCAAGAACUACGAAGACUACUAUUAGAUCAUGAAAAAGAAGAAGAGGAAGAGGAACAUCACACCGUCUUGGAACUUUCGGUCACACUGCACGAUCACGGGGCAGAAUAACAGCAAAAAUAAAUGAUUUCAAAGACAGUACAGAGCUCCAGAUGGAUGCGAAUUGGUGAUGUUUUGCCCCUAAAAUUUAAGACACUGAAACUAAAGCUUUCAGAUAUUCGCACAUGUAUGGCCAAUAAUUAAAAAAAAAAAAUCUUGAAUAUGUUUGUUGCUGGCAAAUUUCUACCCCACACGUCCAUCUAUUUAUCAAUAAACAUGAGUAGAAGUGUGAAUAUUUACUUUGCAAGUCAUUUUGUAAUUCACGUGCGCCACUAAAAUUUCUAUUUACGUACACUCUGGGGUCACUCUGCUCCUAAAAAAAAAAAGGAAAUCUGGAGCUCUGCAGAAUUUUAUGACAAACAAUAUGCACACACACAUCUUUGGGAUUUUGAAUGAACGGGUGGGGAAAAGGAAUCCACAAUGUGACAUUUAGAGCCAGAUAGCUUGACUCAGACAUUCUAUGUAGACAAAAGUAUUGGGCCAUGUGUUCAGUGCACAGAGAGCAAAUCAAUCAUUUGUGGCUUGAUGUCAGACUUUUGUGGUUUUGGUUUAUCACACCAAUAUGAUCCACUUUUAUCUUUGUGGAGAGGAAAGGUCCUUCCCACAACACUGUAAGCAAUUGUCAAAUAUGUCUUUUAGAUCAAGAAUUCAGAUUGAAGGAGCUGAGUCCAACUCCUGACUGAUGAACUGAAUAAUAAGUGCAUGUGUGUGGCUAAUUUUGUCGACAAAGUGUAUGUUUGCUAUCCCUUUAAGUGGAGCUCCAGUAGGUCGUAGAAUUAGGCAGGCAAAUCUAGGGAGAACAGAUGGAUCCAUUGACCCCAUGUGAAGAUGAAUGGGUGGACUGAAUCAACCAAUCAGAGCAAGACAGAAAAUAACAGGAGGAAAUCUAUUCCAUUCCUCAAUCAGGGGAUAAAUGGCUCCAGGAAGGAAACAUGUCCUAUUGAGAUGACAUCCUGAGGAUGUCACAAAUAAAGGGAGCCUAAGACAAAAACAAGGAACACCCAAGGAUAUACGACAUUCCUUUUGGUCUUCUCACUAACUGCUCAGCAGCAUCGUGUGACAUGGGCAGGGGGUGGGGGGUAGGCUGGGGGGGUUGUAUUUGAACAAUUUAAAAUCUGAACCAGCGGGAAGGAAGUUGAUAGAUGAUCAUGAGUGCGGGAUCUUCCAAUUACACACUUCCUCAUGUGAUGCCUCCUUGAGUUUGUGCUUUGUUUGUCAAAGAGGAUCAUUGUAGUGUACUGUAUUUGUCUCCUGUGUAUCACACCUCUGUAUGAGAUGCUCGGAGCAAUGCUCAGUGUAUGAAGAUUUGUGUAUUACAGUAAAGCAGUCAACUGGAAAACUGUACUUUCAAGGAGACACUUUCCACGGGGAUUAAUGAUCACGAUAUGAGUUAAAAUGAAGUGACAAACAUCAUGAACAUUUUUUUAACACAACCGACGUAAAUUGUUGUUACAUGCCAUUUUGUUGGACAGCACAGAUUAAAAAUAAAGACAUUAAAA